Rhagoletis zephyria (snowberry fruit fly) is the source of this 2028-nucleotide messenger RNA. Its product is annotated as forkhead box protein A2-like. NCBI's taxonomy places the organism in Eukaryota, Metazoa, Arthropoda, Insecta, Diptera, Tephritidae. Gene Ontology annotation, biological process: regulation of DNA-templated transcription. The record is from RefSeq and is a predicted model, not a curated record. Gene Ontology annotation, cellular component: nucleus. Gene Ontology annotation, molecular function: DNA-binding transcription factor activity; cis-regulatory region sequence-specific DNA binding.
AUGACAUUCAAUCUCAUAACCGGCAACAGUUCCUUCAUUAAUGAUCUAUUCGCCUACGAUGCCAAUUUAAUUGUGCCAGUUACAGCCAGUCUGGUAAGUCAUAGUACCAAUGGCGCUGAUUCCCAAUUGCCAGCCUUUGCUGCACCAUCAAAUGUUUGUGUGAAUACCAACUACGAUGAUGGUAGCAAUUGGCAAGCAAGCGAUCUGCUCGAACUCGAUCAUCGUUAUAAUUCGGGUUUGCAAACCGAAAUCGCACAUUUACAUCCGACACUCCCGCUAAAGGCGACAGAGAUAACCACACUCAAUGCCGCACAACAAAGUCAAGAGGUCACGCAUCAACAGCCGCACCAGCAGCAACAGCAACAACAGCAGCAAGCACAAUCAUCCUCUCCAACACAGUUUUUAGUUCCCGAGAAGCAAGUGUCAAGAUCACCAGUACAUAGUGCAAACCUUAACAGGUAUCGUCAACAACAAACACUGCAACAGUCUAUCAAUCAGGCGCUUCCACAAAUUCCACAGUCUAUGCCACAAACCUCAACGGCUGCCGAUACGGAGGCGGACUUUGAGGAUAAGAACCUUUCUUGGUUGUUAAAUUUUAAAUUUGAUGAAUUUCCUCAUCUUUCGCCGGACUUGGGUGCAAAUAGCAAUAACAACUUGAAUACGAAUGUAUUAAUUGCCGGCGUACAACAAGGCAAUAGUAUUUCCUCUCCUAGUUCAUCUCACAAAUCGAACUCUUGCUCGCCACAAUCAUCGUUUUCGGCAGCGACACCACUUUCGAGCAUUCAGCAGCCGUUUAGUGACUACACGCGUUCUCCGAAAAGUUCAACAAAGGCUGGUAAAAAGUUUGAGGAACUUGUUAUGGAGGUGACCGCAGAGGUGGAUGGUGCCGAUAUGGUAGUCGCUGAAAAUGUGGUCGUCGAGAACUCGCCGCAAAGAGCGCCAAAGAAACCACCAUUUACGUAUACAGAACUCAUCGAAUACGCCCUCGAAGAUAAGGGUGAACUAACGGUUUCUGGAAUAUAUCAAUGGAUAUCUGAUCGGUUUCCAUACUACAAAUCGAACGAUGAUCGUUGGAAGAAUUCAGUGCGACAUAACCUCUCCAUCAAUCCGCAUUUCCGCAAAGGUCACAAAGCGCCACAAGGAGCUGGCCACCUGUGGACAAUAUCCAGUGGAGACUCAGCAGAAAAUGUGCUAGCAUGGGAACAUAAGAAGCAGCGACUGGACUUAUUCUUCAAAAUGGAGUCCAUGAAUCGUGAACGCCUACAGCAGCAUCAACAACAAAUGCAGCAGCGGCAAAGUUGCACCUCACCACAUCCGGAUUGCCAACAAAUGCAGCAGCAGCAGCAACAGCAACAGCAACAACAACAAGGACCCCAGCAACAAUGCGUCUAUGAUGAAGCGGCAACAGCAGCCGCCACAAUUACACGAGAAAUGCUCAACAGCAGCAGCAGCGAAGAGACCUGCGGGCAGAGAUGCAACACAACUACGGACAACAAUCACAGACUAGAGAGCACAUCGUUGGUCCAUGAAUUGCCAUUCAACGAUCUGAUGAGCGACGAAGAGCUCCGCAAAACGGCUGGACAAAUUCUGAAUGGCAUACAUCGCGAGGUAGAGGUGCAAUCGGUGAACUCAAUUAUUAGUACCUAUCACGAUGUGCUGUUGGAUAAUGAUUACCUAAAUCCCAUCCACAAGGAUGUCGCUGUGCAUGAGAGUGGUCUACGUAGCACGAAUGCAACACAUCUUCCAGCCGCUACAUAUACAAAUUCCCAUAAUUCGAGCUCCCAGUAUUAUGUCACCGAAAUCGAUCCACUCGAACUGGGCAUACAAAUGUCACAUCAAGUGGGUGCGGAGGAGGUGCUCUUCAGCGAUGAAUUCAAUUUGAAUUACUUUGGUUACAAUGGCGCCAAUGAUAUUGUUGCCUGACCGCCAGCAUCGUCAAGAAUGACAAAUGGCAUAGCGUCUGUAAUCAGUGUAACCGCAGUUGCAGGACGUUUGAGUUCGAUUACGUCGUUGGAAAGUGGGUCAUUG